UUCUGUUCGUCGUUCGUUCGAUGAGACGAGAUGCGCCCUACCGACAGCGGCCCGUGUUGUGUUAUGCGCGCCGACGAUCGCGACACGCGAGCAGCCAGUUGGUCGAAAUGGUCGACCACGAAUGGUUGGUAAACAAAUCUCGGGAAGAGGCGAAUACGCGCUGAGCGACGAGAGGAGGUGCGAAAAACUGACACAAUCGACGAGAGAAAUGACAAUACUAAACGAUCGCACGACGAUCGUGUACGAAAUCAAGUGUUCUCGUGACGUAUAAGGAGCGAAAAUUCAAAACGACUGAAAUCGAAGGGAAGAGGUGAUACGCGUAGCGAUCAGCAGGGUAUAUAUUGUUCGCGAUCGCGUUACACAUUUCGCGUCGUGUGUCGCCAUAGUUAUAAACGUAGCGCGCCUUUUCGAGCGUUCGCGUAUUUGCAGACUCGCCGCGUGACGUUGCGGGGUGUCGCACGGCUAUACGUUAUAUAUACGUGUGUGUUGUAACGUGUCGCGAUGUAGUGUCUUUCGCGCGCGACGAGAGGCGCAUUUUUCGUAUAACGCGUUUAAUCCCACUAUUACCAACUUGAUUUCGCGCUCGCACGUGACUCGGUGGACUGAUCCGCGCUGUGACGCGAGCGUAGAAGUUCGGCGCGGCGCCGCCGCCGCUGGCCCUUUAAAUCGCCCGGGGCAUUUCGUCCUCCCCUCCCGCCCUCCCCUCCUCUCCUCUACUCCGACGCGCGUGUGUAUGGUGCCUCUCUGCGACCAUUUAAAUCCCACGAGGUCGACCGGUCGGUUCGUUUAAAGCCCAUCAUUGUGCAAUCGUCGCACACCGGACUCACGACUGUCGCUCUCCCUCUCUCUCUCUCUCUCUCUCUUUUUCCGUCGCUCCCUCUCGCAUUCUCACCUCGAUGUCGCCGUCGUCGAUGUUUUACGAGCGUUCUUACGAUAUCGCGAGCAGUCACGCGCGCGAGAUCGUAAACUUCCCCCGCGGAGAUUCACGGCGCGACGCUUGACUGGUGUUUUUUGGCAACGAUCACCGGAACCUUAUCCUUGCGCGCAUCCCAUCCUUGUGCUCUGCCUCGAGUUCUGCCGCAGCCCCGGCACCCCGAAGAAUUAUGUAACGCCUGUCGUGGAGCCGCCGACCACUGAACCAGCCCGCCCGGCUCGGAAUGCGGGAUCCCUUCGCAGUUUUUGGCGAGACGUGUUUGGCUUCGGAUUACGUUCGACGUGAAUUGGAUGCAGUGACGUCAUCGGGAGUUAGCUCCACGUAUGUCAAUAGACAACACCAGUUGGCUAUGGCUCGUGCACUGAAGCCACAACUGCCGUCCUCCAAGCCGCCUCUCAUUUCUUCAUGGCAGCUACGAGUGACAGCGGGCUAGUGGACACAGAUCCAGGUCGAGUUAGCAGCAUGACAGCCAUUAACUCGGGUCCGGUCGGGGAAGUGGGCGGCGUGAGGCUGCCGCUACAGUCAUUACAUGGAUACGGAUCUGUGUUCAUGUACUCGGCGUCAACGAGUCCCGGGGGUGGAGGUGGCCAGGGUGGCGGAGGCGGGGGUGAGGUCACCCUCCGCCUCCGCGAACCCGAGGACAUUCCCGAAGAGGUUCUCGCUCGCCUCGAGGACACCGCCACUCUCUCUAUUUCUCUUCAAAGCGAUGCAGUCCUGAGGCUAGGAGCGGCUGGCACAGGAAAUGGAAAUUUAGAGUUGUUCGAUAGUGAGAGCGGGCCGGACCUCACGCUAUCACCUCAAACAUUCACGUCAACGGCGGAGGCCUUCAUCAAUGACAAUAGCGACAGUCUCGGGGUUCCGGGAGACAACGACACCG
Messenger RNA from Formica exsecta, 1811 nucleotides. RefSeq lists its product as uncharacterized. The annotation marks the transcript as partial. The transcript is spliced from 6 exons. The record is from RefSeq and is a predicted model, not a curated record. NCBI's taxonomy places the organism in Eukaryota, Metazoa, Arthropoda, Insecta, Hymenoptera, Formicidae.